Messenger RNA from Nematolebias whitei (Rio pearlfish), 3998 nucleotides. RefSeq names its product spliceosome associated factor 3, U4/U6 recycling protein (gene sart3). The record is from RefSeq and is a predicted model, not a curated record. The transcript has 19 exons. Bases 28 to 2868 code for a protein of 946 amino acids. Lineage: Eukaryota; Metazoa; Chordata; Actinopteri; Cyprinodontiformes; Rivulidae. Gene Ontology annotation, molecular function: RNA binding; protein binding. Gene Ontology annotation, biological process: RNA processing.
UGUUACCAGGCAGACGGUUAUUCCAAUAUGGCGGCGCCAAGUAACGCAGAACAAACGCAGUUGCAAGACAUGGAGGAGGACGAAGCAGGAAUGGAGGAGAAAGAGAUGGAAUCGGACGAAGAGGAGGAGGGCAUGGGUGUAGAAAAUUCAGACGACGAACAGGACGACUCGUCGGAGGACGAGAAGGAAAAUGAAGCCGAAAUCCAACGUUUGGAGGAGCAGCUUUCGAUCAACGCUUUUGACUACAACUGUCACGUGGAUCUCAUCAAACUUCUGAAACAGGAGGGAGAACUUUUCCGUCUACGAAAGGCGAGGCAGAAAAUGAGCGAGCUCUUCCCUCUCACUGAAGAGAUCUGGCUGGACUGGCUCAAGGAUGAGAUCCGGCUGACUGAGGAGGAUUCAAAGAGAGAGAAUGUAUAUGAGCUCUUUGAGCGAGCCAUCAAAGACUAUAUCUGUCCAGACAUCUGGCUUGAAUAUGCCCAGUACUCUAUUGGUGGCAUGGGGUCGCCAGGUGGCAUGGACAAGGUGAGGUCCAUUUUUGAGAGAGCGGUAACAGCUGUGGGACUUCACAUGACCAAGGGGCAGAUGCUGUGGGAGGCUUACAGAGAAUUUGAGAACGCAAUUUUGUCCACAGUGCAGCCUCCUCCUGGCAGGACUCCCAGCCGCGAGGAGCAGGAACUGCUCAACAGUCAGCUUGAGCGAAUCCAUACACUGUUCCGCCGCCAGCUGGCCGUUCCUUUAAUCGACAUGGAAGCCACGUAUGCUGAAUAUGAGGAGUGGUCUGAAAACGGCGUGCCUGAGACGGUCAUACAUCUGUACAGAAAGGCUUUGCAGCAAAUGGAAAAGCGCAAAUUUUGUGAAGAAGCUCUGCUAGUUGCAGAACCUCCUAAGUUGUCAGAAUAUCAGGCCUACAUUGACUUUGAACUAAAAGAGGGCGACCCAGCACGGAUCCAGAUAACCUUUGAGCGGGCUCUGGCAGAGAACUGCCUGGUACCGGACAUGUGGACCAAAUACGCCACAUAUCUUGAUCGUCAGCUGAAGGUCAAAGACUUGGUUCUCUCCACUCAUGAGCGAGCUGUCAGAAACUGCCCCUGGACCAUGAGUCUGUGGAAGAGCUACUUACUGGCCCUGGAGAGGCACGGAGCUGACCAUCACACCGUGUCAGAUGUUUUUGAGAAGGCGUUGAACGCAGGCUUCAUCCAAGCAACAGAUUAUGUAGAAAUCUGGCAGGCGUUCCUCGACUACCUGAGGAGACGUGUGGAUUUCACUAAAGAAUCAAGUAAAGAGUUAGAAGAGUUACGAGCAGCCUUCUCUCGGUCUCUAGACUACAUGAAACAAGACGUUGAAGAAAGGUUUGGUGAAAGUGGAGAUCCCUCUUGUGUCAUUAUGCAGACUUGGGCAAGGAUAGAGGCCCGCCACUGCAAGAACAUGCAAAAAGCCAGAGAACUGUGGGAUAAUAUCAUGACGAAAGGGAACGCUAAAUAUGCCAACAUGUGGUUGGAAUACUACAACUUGGAAAGGGCUUAUGGGGACACUGCUCACUGCAGAAAGGCUCUUCACAGAGCUGUGCAGUGCACCUCAGACUACCCAGAACACGUCUGUGAAGUCCUGCUCACAUUUGAGAGGGUAGAUGGUUCUUUGGAGGACUGGGAUACAGCGGUGCAAAAAACAGAAACGAAGCUGAACAGAAUUAAUGAACAACGAGCAAAGGCAGCCGAGAAAGAAGCCAACCUGGCACGCCAGGAGGAGGAGAGGAUUGAGCAACGGCGGAAGGCCAAAACAGACAAGAAGGCUCAGAAGAAGACCCAGAAGGGCAUUCGUGCUGGGGAGAAGAGAAAAGCGGAACAAGAUCAUAAUCAGGAUGAAUGGAAUAAGGACUCUGCUCCUAAAAGGCAGAGAGCAGAUGGUGGCAACAAUACAGACGAGUACAUGGAAACAGAGACUGGACUUUCUGGGAGGAAUGCUCCCCCUGGAUAUAAACCUGCUCCAGGCAGCACAAAACACCCCCAGCAGGCUCCGUUGGUUUCCUCUCAGAGACAGAACGACGACAAGCCAGAGCUACGAGACGACAGCUCCAGUGUGUUCAUCAGCAACCUGACGUACACCCUGGAGGAGCCCGAGGCAAAGCUUAAGACACUUUUCGAGAGCUGUGGUCCAAUAAAACAGAUCCGACCCAUCUUCAGCAACAAAGGGAGUUUCAAAGGUUAUGGCUACGUGCAGUUCGAGUCUGUGGCAUCAGUCCCCGAGGCUCUGAAACUGGACAGACAGGAAGUGGAGGGCAGGCCGAUGUUUGUGUCACCUUGUGUGGACAAAAACAAAAAUCCUGACUUUAAGGUUUUUAAAUACAACACUUCAAUGGAAAAACACAAAAUCUUCAUCUCUGGGCUGCCGUUCUCAUGCACUAAAGAGCAACUGGAGGAACUCUGUAAAAGUCACGGCACCAUCAAGGACAUUCGUCUCGUCACAUAUCGCUCUGGAAAACCGAAGGGUCUGGCAUAUGUGGAGUUUGCAGAUGAAACUCAGGCGUCUCAGGCAGUGCUGAAAAUGGAUGGCACUGAAGUGGAAGGCAACAAAAUCUCUGUUGCUAUAAGUAACCCACCACGUAGAAACCUGAUGGAUAAGGCUGGUUCCAGCAGGCCCAUGGCAGACUUGAUGCCUCGCCAGGUUUAUGGAGCGAGAGGAAAAGGUCGAACUCAGCUGUCUUUGCUUCCUCGUUCCCUGCACCGUCAAACGGCGACCGCAGGCAAAGUCGAGAACGGGACCGCAGCUGAGCAAGCGUCGGCGUCCGUCAACACGGCAGAGCACGCAGCUGGAGAUCCGAGGUCUCUGUCGAAUUCAGACUUUGCCAAGAUGCUUCUCAACAAGUGAGACGAGCUGGAGAAAUACAACCGCCUUUCCUACUGAAAGCCAUCCUGUGUCCUUACAAACUAGUGUUGGUAAUUUUUCUGUAAUUGUUUACCUGAUAGACCCUUUAAUCUCAGCCAGAUUAUUAUUCGUUCUGCAAGAUUGCCUUAACUGUCAUCCUCCUGCCCUCCAUCACACACCCAGUGUGACAGGUUGUUGAAUGCGGCUGCCAAGUUAUUUUAUAAAAAGUGUAUCAUAUUUGUGUGUAAAUAUACUGUAUUGAAAGUUGUUGCUCAUGUUCUUUGAUUUUGUUUUGUGCUGUUAAAGGGAUCUGACAGACGAUUAUGCGAGAGUAUAUUUUUAAGAUUUCAAAGCAGCUAAACUUGUGAAUGUUAAAAAAAAAGGUAUAUGCAAAAGCUCUGAUAUGGUGGUGUAUUAUAGUUGCUGUGUGUACAUAAUGUUGAUGUGCUGCAGUGAUGAAAACAUGUUCUCUGGCUGUUUUAAAGGAAUUAAGGUUUUUGUUGUGUAUGUUAGAGAUCUGAGCAAGAACCAUGAGGUUUAUUUGACAAAUAAAUCUUUUUAGUUUGAUAUAAUACAGAAAGUAUCCUCCGCUAUAAAUCACCAUUUUGUUGUUUAAGAGUACAGCUGAAUCAUCAGAGUUCUUAUUGGUCAACUUUUUUUUGUACAAGAGCUGCCAAGAUUUUUUACUUCUCAUGCUAAACAGUUCCAAGAAUAUUAUCUCUUCUCUGUAUUGAGUCAUUUAACUUACCGAUUGUGUUCAGGAACAAAACAUCCUGAAUCAAAUCUGUUGCGUUUCAGACGUCCGCUUGAUUCCUGUUUCUGACUCGGAGACCAGAUGAACCAGAUUUCGUGCUGUGAAAUUCACAGGUUACAUGUGAAGAUGCUAGUAAUGCUAAUUAGCUUAUUUUCUUCUUUUUCUGUAGUUGAUACUCGCUUAUUGUCCAGUUUGUCCAGUGGUGUAGAUACCCAACUAAGUGAAUCAUUUUAUUUUUUAAAUUUUAAUUCAUGUCAACUGAAUUAUUUCCAGCAUACAUAAACUGGAGCUGUUUUGAGUUUUUUAAAUACGGGGGGAAAACAUGGUAAUUUUUCAUAAAGCCCUGUAAUCAAACAUUAAUUUGCAAGAAAAUAAAAAG